Messenger RNA from Hyphopichia burtonii NRRL Y-1933, 3656 nucleotides. RefSeq lists its product as uncharacterized. The transcript has a single exon. The record is from RefSeq and is a predicted model, not a curated record. NCBI's taxonomy places the organism in Eukaryota, Fungi, Ascomycota, Pichiomycetes, Serinales, Debaryomycetaceae. The coding region runs from base 277 to 3609 and encodes 1110 amino acids.
ACCAAAUCACACACAAAACCCAUACACCAGAAGCCACUAUACAAAGGUUCCUGGUACUCCCGUCUCCCCUGAUACGCUUGCAUUAUCAACAUACUAUAUGCCAACCUAGUUGCACAUUAAGAUACUACUAUUAGACUAAUCCUAUUUGCUGAGCAUAUCAGAAUCGUGUCAUUGUGAGUGAACCUAGAUCUUUUUGGUGUAACCAAGAAUAUUUGGUCUGCCUAAUGAGAUAAACUAUAUAUAAAGAGAGAUAUAUAAAGAUAUUAACAGUUACCAAUGCCCCCUCCUUCCACUCCUACUGAUUCAAAUGAAUUGAAUCGUCGUGUUCACAGAAAUCAUCCAAGAGCUCGUGCCACUAAUUCAGUUGGAAUGAUUCCACCUCAUCCAAAUUCUAAUGAUUCUUCUUCAAUGUUACAUGGAUUAAAUAUGGUUCUGAGGUAUUUUUUAAAUAAUGAUAUCCAUCCUCAAAGAGUUAAUCAUCAUUCAUUACCAGUACGUUCGCAAGCGAUUGAUUUGAGAAGACGUUUCAGAAGACCCUCGGAACUGGCUCGUAGACGUCAAAGAAGACGCCAAAGAGGUUUAGGAUUGUCUAUUGCUUUGGGUGAAGAACAAGAUGAAAUGCAAAUUGAUGAUUCUAACUUGAAUGAAAGUGAUAACCAUCAAGUUCCAAUAAGUAAUGAUGAUUCAGAUGAUGAGUCAGAUGACGAUUUUUCAAAUUCAAUCUUACAAUCAAAUGAAUUAGCAAAUUCCAUUCCAAAUAGAAGAUCCUCCUCAUCUUCGCUUUCUUCUUCAUCUACUUUUGAUUUUUCAGAGCAAAACCUUGGCCAAAAUAUUGAAUAUACAAACGAUAAUCAAACCCCAGAUCUUUCAAGUCUGUCCCAUUCCGAUAACGAUUAUUCUCAUCAAGAGAUUAAUAACCACGAAAGAAUUACUCUAAUGGGAUGGUUCAACACUUAUAGAAACGAUUUGGAAAAUCAUGACACUUUAAGAAACCAAGAACGUCAAGCAACUGAGAGAUUACUACUACUGUCUGCACGUCAAAACUACACUAAUGAAAAUACCCUCAUAAACUCUUCGGAUCCGAAUCAAUUAUCACCAGUGUCCUUAACUAGACAAAAUGCAAUCCGUCGCUCGAAUCCUCCAGCAAGAUCUUCGACAAAUUAUGAAAAACCGAAAAACUUGAAGCCAAAUGCUCGCAUGCAUUUUGAUCCCUUUGGUAAUUCCUUUAAUGAUGGUUCUCAAAAUAUUAACUACUCUUUUGAAGAUAUUAAUUGCAUUAACCAAUCAAUACUUAAUCAAUUGCCAGUCAAUCACUUUUUCCCAAUAACUAGAUAUACUAGAUCUUUCGCUCAAUAUGCCUCCUGUCAUAAAGAACACGACCAUCGUUGGGAAUAUUAUGAACUAGAUUCAAAUUUGAAAAAUCCAAAAAAUCAUAAAAAAAUUUGUGAUCAUUAUAUUAACGAAUUCAUUAAAGCCCAAAGCUACUUAUUAGACUCAAAUUAUGGCUUGAAAAUUAGUCCCUUGUUCCAAGACCAUCAGCAUAUACAUAAAAAUCGUUUUGAUCUAGACCAUUCCUCGAUUUGCCCCUUUGCUCAUAAGAAAAGAUUGAAUGAUGAUUCAAUCAUAUUUGACCUGAAUAUGGAAGACGACUUGAAUAACUUAAUGGCCAAUAUUAAAUCGGGCUCUCUAUGGAGAACCCCAACAAGAUCGUCUCUCCCCCCUCCACCCCCUAAAUCAUUAAAACUUCACACAAGACCGAAACGUGAAUUAUCCUCAGACGAUUUACGUUCAUUGAAAAAACAAAAAAUAUCUUCAAAUGACAGAGAAAUGCCAUUAAAGAAUCAUCUAAAAUCGAAGUUCUCUAAAGAAGAAAAAUCAUUACUUGAAAAUGAAAACCAAAUCCACCCAGAUUAUAACCCAUCAACAAAAUCCCAUACUCAUUUCAAUUCUCACGAUACCCAAUUCUAUGACUCCUUCAAUUCUUCAUCUAAUCCUGUAUCUGAUUCAAACAGGUUCAAAUCAAAAAAUCAAAAAAUCGGUAGAAACCAUUAUUUUAAAGGUGAAACCGUCCCAAGUGAACUUCUAACUGCUGAUGUAAAGUACAAAAUAUUGAACGUUCUUCCUUGCUCAUUUUUAAAACCUGGAUCGUUAUUUGAAACUAAAGUCAACAAUAUCGAUUUCCCUAUUGAUAUCAAUUUCAAUCAUGUGGAUUAUAACACUGGAACUCUUCGUGGUAAUCUCUUUUCAAAUACCAAGCAUAAAGGUUUCGACAUGAUUACUUUUCUUUGUGGAAUGUUUAUCAAACGUGACUCUUUAACUGGUUCACUUCCCUUGAAUUCGUCCGUCCACAAGAGAUUAAGAUUUGCCACUUUCUUGAACAAGGCAUCUCUUAACACCAAUAAAAAAAGCAAACCGUUUCUGGUUCCUUUCACUGGAGAAAUGAUUGAUUUUAAGAAAAAUGAUUUGAGAUUCUUCAAACGUAACGACCCCGAUAGGCCAAGCUCUAAAAGACUUUUGAAUGAGAAAGUUAAGUUUGAAUUAUCUCAGUGGUUAUUUCUUGAUCCAUUUAUUCAAUGCUCCACUUCCCUUUUAUCUUAUAACUUGGCUCAAAUCUGGAAUGAUUUGAAAUUUAUGAAUAAACUUUCCCACAGAAAUCAAAUGGAUGUGGUUUUUGUCGUUGAAGGCUUUCUUAAAAACAUCACCAAGCUAACUGACAGAUUUCCCUCUUUCCACUCUUCUGAAUUACCUGGAUCUGACGAAAUGGAUCAACAGUGCUCAAAAGACCAAACCGAGAGAUUUGAAAAUCAAUGGAACUCAACCGUCGUGAAAAGUCUUUCUAACUUUUUAUCUUGCGAAGAUCACUGUCUUUUGAAUAUCCAAUUAAACUAUUUACUAUUUACGAUCAGCAUUGAUUUAACUCAAGCUCUUGAUGACUAUAUUAGUUUCUUAUUAUCAGAUCUUCCUUCAGAUAAUAUUUGGCAUGAAAACUAUAAACUAUAUAAGAAGUAUCUCAAUUUAGUGGAUGAAAAAGAUACCACAUAUCGAAUACAACUACUUUGCUCUUUAAAUAGAAAAACUGGGUCAAUCCAAAUUGUCAAUCCCUUACAUGAGAUUACCAAAAGCAUUAAAUUUACUUUUGAAUUCAAUCAACCAAAAACCUCGAAUCCAACAUCAUCUAAUUUUUUAAGUUCCGAACCGAUGAUUUCUCCAUCUACUAGUACUGUUCCUGGCUACCAGACCAGAAAUGUUAGAGGUAGCAGAUUAGGCAAUGCCAAUUUAGAAUCGGACUUGGCUGCUGCUUACGCUGAUGAUUAUAGAAUGAUGUUUGGCUCACUAAGAGAUGAACUAUUGGACGAGCUUAACCUUGAUAGCCUUAGUGAUGGUAGUGAUUCGGAUGAUGCUAAUAAUAGCGGUUUUGAACAAGACUUCGAUACGGAUUCAUGGAGCGGACCAAAGGACCCAUUAAGGAAAAUGGUAACUCUUCAUGAUUUAUGCUAUGACUUUGGAACAGAUAUUGAUAAUAGAAUGCAAAUCUUGAUUGGAAAACCUAAAAGAGGGAAUCAUGGCUCAACUGCUGGCGGCGGCCAUCAAAGCUUUGGAUUUAUAUAACAACUUUAUAAUAACUAUUUCUACAUUGUAUAUAACGAAUGAAAUGC